GCGUCCUUCAGGACCCAAGCACGCUUAACCCAAUGAGAUCAUUGGCGAUAUAAAUAUCUUCUUGCUCGCGGAUCUACAGUGCUUCAGCUCCUGGCUAUUAGCCACCUGAACUCUGUGGCAAAAAAGACGGACAAAAUGCAGGACAUGACUUAACUGGUGCAGAGAGGGAGAAAAGAAAAGAAAAAAAGAGAGUGAGAGAGUUGUUUUGGGGAAGAAUGAAUGUUGCUCUCUUGCUCGCGCUUAUAGCUCAGCUGAUUGGCACCGCGGCUGUUUGGUUGGAGGAUCACCUGGUGGACUCGGGUCGCCGCACUGGCACUCUGUACUGCAGGGUGGGCAUCGGCUUCCACCUCCAGAUCCAUCCCAACGGCAGAGUAAACGGGAGUCACGAGCCCAGUCAUUUCAGUCUACUGGAGCUGUUUUCCCUAUCACAAGGAGUUAUAGGAAUCCGAGGAGUUUUCAGCAACCGGUUUCUAGCCAUGAAUAAGAGAGGAUGGCUUCAUGCUACUGAGAGGUUCACUGAUGACUGCAAGUUCAGAGAACGGUUUCAAGAGAACGGCUACAACACAUACGCCUCAGUGAUACACAAGAAUCACCGGACUGGAAGAGAGUGGUUUGUGGCACUCAAUAAAAGAGGGAAGGCAAAAAUGGGCUCCAGUCCCAGAGUGAAACCUCAACAUGUGUCUACACACUUUCUACCCAGGAUAAACCUGCAAACAAAACUGGAACAAAGCUUUACAAUAAAGGACACAGAGCAGAAAAGGACUCAGGCUCUGCCAAAACCUCAGACCCCUAAAGUUACCAUGAACACCGGGCAGAAACAAACUCGAACUAUCAAGUACUGGCCAAAAUUUAGGUUUGGAUAGACUAGCAUUGUCUUAAUCUAGGAGAAAACAGCAGUACAUGAAGCAGUUUUCUCUUCCGAUUGCCAGCAUUCCAUUGAACAAGUUUCUCAACUGAAAUUGAAAUGUUUAUGUGGCUGAACCUGAACCUGUUGACAUGGGGGUGUUACAAAUAUUA
Messenger RNA from Hemibagrus wyckioides, 1017 nucleotides. RefSeq names its product fibroblast growth factor 5 (gene fgf5). The transcript is spliced from 3 exons. The record is from RefSeq and is a predicted model, not a curated record. NCBI's taxonomy places the organism in Eukaryota, Metazoa, Chordata, Actinopteri, Siluriformes, Bagridae. Gene Ontology annotation, biological process: positive regulation of protein phosphorylation; positive regulation of cell population proliferation; animal organ morphogenesis. Bases 216 to 863 code for a protein of 215 amino acids. Gene Ontology annotation, molecular function: fibroblast growth factor receptor binding; growth factor activity. Gene Ontology annotation, cellular component: cytoplasm.